Macrobrachium nipponense is the source of this 5023-nucleotide messenger RNA. Its product is annotated as synaptotagmin-10-like. Gene Ontology annotation, biological process: regulation of dopamine secretion; regulation of calcium ion-dependent exocytosis; cellular response to calcium ion. Bases 940 to 2433 code for a protein of 497 amino acids. Gene Ontology annotation, cellular component: exocytic vesicle; plasma membrane. NCBI's taxonomy places the organism in Eukaryota, Metazoa, Arthropoda, Malacostraca, Decapoda, Palaemonidae. The transcript is spliced from 13 exons. Gene Ontology annotation, molecular function: SNARE binding; calcium-dependent phospholipid binding; phosphatidylserine binding. The record is from RefSeq and is a predicted model, not a curated record.
ACUACACUGACGGCCUUUCGCCAGAGCGGACGCGUUACGCGGCAUCUCUUUUGUCGGAUACGGUAGCGCGAGAUUUUCCACAUCGCGGGACCAGAAGAGAGGAAGAAGAAGAGUAAGAGGAGGUAAUUCUGCUCCCCGUGCAGUUCUCGAGCUGGUAGCCGCGUGCUUUUACAGCAAACGUCGCUGAAUUUCUAUUAAGUAGGCAUGAGUGAUUAAGAAUCUCAUAAAAAAAGGACAUUUUAACAAUUACCGCUACAUCACCGGUUCCGCCCCCCUCCCCCCUCCAACCUGGUGCACUUCAGAAUCGGGAAGAUUCUUUGUUCCACGUGUUGCUCUCGAAUCUGAGGCCAUCAAAAAUCUUGCAGCCAGAGAAAUAUAUAAAUCGCGGGAGAUUCCGUUCAGUGGACCAAAGAUCUUCCUCGGUUAAGAAUAUGAUAUGGACUCACAUUCAAGAUCAAUGAUGCGCAUUUGAUAUUAGCAAAACUGAGUAUAAGAUGCUCCCAUGACUGAGCACAAGGUGAAUGCGCCCUCUUCAAAUUCCUGGAACUCCAAUACAACGACAGUUUUGGCUUCGAGGGAAAUAAAAGCUCCACCAAGCGCCUCGUCCAACAAUACAGAAUAACACGAGAUAUGCUUUAUCCAUAGACAACACAUCAGCUACAUCAAAUACCAGUUAACUCUGGCAAUACCUGCUACAUCAAUAACGCAAGAAGAAAACAAAACAAUCUCCUAGGACCUGCUUUCCUAGUGCAUGGACGCCUAACACCUGAAGAUUUGGGUAACCACCCCUACGGCCACAAAACGAGAGAGAAUUAACAUUUCCCAGGACUUCUUAAAGGCUCAUGGACGCUUAACACCAGUCAGUAGCUUCGGACAGACAUUUCUGACUCGAGAGCGCCCUCUGCGUCGUCAGAAUCCAGAAGACUUCAUUCCAGGAUCAUGGACGCCGCUGACCAACCCCUGGUGACUUCCGAAGUGGGACCCUUCACUUCGACCGAGUCGUACUUCGUCGUCCAGCCCACGUCUUACGCCCAGCAGUACGUCGAUAUAGGAGAACCAGCAGUACACUUCUGGGAGGAAAGUUCCCCGAGUAUGGUGUUUGGCUACGUAGUGUUGAGUUUGGUGGCAGCUGCCGUUUUGAUUCUAGGAUUGCUGGUGUUUGCAAAGUCGGUCACUCGCGCAGUGUUCUACAAGCGAGAUGUGGAGUCCGGGUUGGUCUCCUGGGGUCGAGGAAAAGGCCUGGAAGGACAGGCCGCUGUUAUGAUCUCUCACUCUCUCCCCGAUCUCUCAAGGUCGGUCUCACAAGAGCAGCUCCUAAUCCAGGAUAACAAGAAGGUUGCGCGACAAACAACAUUGCCAACCGUACCACAGCGGCAUGCCACCUUCCAGCGUCAACUCUCUCAGCGACUGCACCUAGACAGUAUCGAGUUUUCUGUCUGCAACCUUGAGAAGAAAGACGAUCUAGGACUUUUGAGGCCGGAACUGUACCGAAAUGAGCUCAUCCGUCAGGCGUCCAUUGAAAGCAGCGGAGCAGGUUCUGACACCGAGGCCGUUGGUCGUCUGCGCUUCACUUUAAAAUACGACCACGCCAUUGAGGGCCUGGUCGUCAAGGUUGUGCAAGCUCUCGACCUACCUGUGAAGGACGUGACCGGCUCUUCAGAUCCUUACAUCAAGGUUUAUCUGCUGCCUGAUCGCAAGAAGAAAUUCUGCACGAAGGUACAUCGCAAGAACCUCAACCCGGAGUUCAACGAGUCUUUCGUGUUUAGCGUGGGCUGGCCCGAACUCCGAGAUAGAACCCUCCAGUUCAGCGUGUACGACUUCGACAGGUUCAGUCGCAACGACCUAAUCGGACAGGUAGUCCUCCAGGGAGUGGCAGAGCACUGCGACCCGGACAAUGAGAUGGAGUACGUGAUGGACAUCCUCAACACGAAACACGAAUCUCGUGAACUUGGUGAACUCAUGCUUAGUCUUUGCUAUUUGCCCACGGCUGGACGGCUCACGGUGACGGUGAUCAAGAUGCGUAAUCUGCGUGCCAUGGAUAUUACUGGAUCUUCUGACCCGUACGUCAAAGUUUGUCUCCUGUGCCGUGGCAGACGGAUAAAGAAGAAGAAGACAAGCGUUAAAAAAUCAACUCUCAAUCCCAUCUACAAUGAGGCUCUGGUCUUUGAUAUUCCUAACGACAACAUCGAGGACGUCACCCUACUGGUCAAGGUCAUGGAUUACGACAGGGUCGGAGCAAAUGAACUUCUGGGCGUCACUGUCCUUGGGACUCAGGUCAUUGGACCAGGAAGAGACCACUGGCUGGAGAUGUUGGAGUGCCCGAGGAGGCCAGUGACUCAAUGGUAUCCCCUGAUGGAAAGUGUGCCGGUAAAUCUAGUGGUGUCUCCCUCUCGCACUCUCCCACCACCACUUUCUUGCCUUAACUCCACGUGAAGCUCAAAAGGAUACGAUUAAUGACACCUUUAGGAAUCAUUGAAACAAACUGGAAGUUUUGUCAUCGUUUGGAGGAGAAUCCAAGGAUGUCUCGGAAGAGGUACACUUUGAUGAAUUGAGCAUUUAUCAUUCAGUUAAGAGGCUGGUGCUGGUGCCAUCUCCCUUGCUUUAGAUAUGGCAGAAUAGACAGUAAACAAUAAAUAAAGCUUUAUGGUAGUUAAGUCUCCAUAGCAUCCGCAUUUAUGGUUACCAUUAUUACUUGUACUGAAAGUCUCUUCAUUAGCAAGUGCUGCCCUUCUAGAAAUGCUUUGGGAUGGUGACAGUUGAGCAACUUCUAUGGCAUCUUGCAAGCAAACCUUGCACCAAGUAAUCGAUGCCUUUUUCUAUAUUCAUGCAAAAUUGAAGGUACAUUUGUGACAGUCAUAAAUGUUUGAUUAUGCACAACAGCAAUAUAGAGAAAACAUUGUUUACUUGAUGCUAUGUCUGAUAUGACACUAAACAUGCCAGGGAAUGUGCUUAUGUGACUAUCAUCUUUAGUCAUCUUCCGGAGGUGUUUUAAUAGGAUGUAGUCAGUCUAGUAGAUACUGACAUAGAUUGUCUUGAUGUAAAGUUAGGAAGAUUAGAGUGAAACCUGAAUAUAUCCUAUCCUGUACAAAGAUUUUUUUUUUUCAACUGAGAAAAAUUGUUACCUUAACCUGGUGGCCAACAAACAUGUUUUCUGGAAUCUUGCCACUUAAGUUUGCAUGAAGCAACCAAUAUUUUUCUUCUAUAUUAACUUAGAAUUUAAGUCAUUCCUCUUUUUUUUCAUGGCGCAUUGUUACAAAAAUAUCAACAUGGAUGACUUCAGUUUUUCUAACAAUAUUUGUUACUUGGCACAAAGUCUGGUGGCAAAACACCGUAAUAUACCAGGAAACUUGGUUGUUUGUCACAUUUCAAAUACGUAGUAGAUAAUAUAAAAACAGUAUACAAACAUAGAUAAUCAGGGAAAAUGUUUGGUUAGAGAUAUAUUUUUGAUGUUACUAGGUCUGUAACUCCUAUUUUUUUAUUGAUAUCAAGAACAUGACGUGAAAGUUGUCAAAGAAUUUCCAAGACGCCAUUCAAAAUUUUGCAUGCAGCUGCAUGAGAGGGUUUUGAUAUUUCAAAUGUAUAUCAUUUUUUUAAAAGUCCAUAGCUGGCACAGUGUGUAAUGCAGCUUCAAUUCAAGUGAUUCUUGCCAGCUAGAUUCUAAUUGCAGUAACAUAGCAAGAAUUUCCAUAAUUUCAAUUUUUCUGAUACUUUUGCAUUUACAAAAACACUAAGGCCUUAAAUAGUAAUAAAUAGAACAAGAAAUUGGCUAUUCAUUUUUUUCAAAUAAAUGUUCUCAUAUUCAGAUCUUAUGAACUGAAAUCAAUAUUGCAGUACCUUUGUGUUGGCAUACAUUUAGCUAACAGGGGUUUAAAAUAUUUUACUAUGAACUGCAUAACUUAGUAGUACAGUAUUUAGUUUUAAAUAAAAUGAAUUAGGAAUAUAAAGUUUGUACACUUAAUAAAACAACAAAUAGGCCUUGCAUAUCUCCUAGGUUUCUUUUCAGCUAUAGCGCAAAUCAUUGUUCUAUGAAUGUUUGACAUUGUCUUUGAUUAUUUGUGGUGUGAGGCUGAAACAAAUGUUAGACCUGUUAGACAUUCCAAAGAGUUUAAUUAACAGGAAUAAAGUCUGGCAGAAAAUAUAAAAUAUUGUCUUACAGAUAUAUAAGAAGCAUUUACAGCACAUGCUUGAGCGAAUGAGGUGUAUAAAGCACAUUUGCAAAUACGUACUACAUAUAGAUUUCUGUAUUCCAUACAGUAUAUAAAUAAAAUAUGUAUGCAUGUAUGUAUGUAUGUAUGUGAAUACAUAAUUGCCCCUUUCUUUGUAAACUUGAUGUCUACACAUGCUAUCUGAAUCAUUCUCAAUACCUGGCUGAAAAUUAGAUACAUCUGUGUUAAGCUGUGACUGUAGUAACAUUAGUCAAAGGAAGAUAUUUUUGUUGAUCUUACAUACAUUGACCUCUAAGGUAAACGCGAACGAUGUGUGCUUGGUACUCAAAUGGUCUGCAUUUGUAGCAUGUUCAUGUUGCAACACUAAUGUACUUUGUAUUGUGCAGUUUGGCUUUUCAUUAUUAAUAGAUGAAAACAUUUUCCACGAUCUGGAAAAACACCUGUAACAUUAAUUACACUUCAAAAUUUACUAUGUCAAGAUCCAUAUUCUGCUGCAUCAUGGUAUAAUACAUAACAUUGUCAAGAAAACUGUAACAAUGUAAGUGUUGUGUUAGAUGUCUACUGUAAUUGUAAUCUUGAAUAUGCUUUCUGUUCAGUGGGAUGAAGCAGAGAUAAUCAUUGCUUCUUAUUUGUACCCAGCAUGUAAUGGCUGUGCCAUGACAUAAACCUCUUAAGAUAAGCUUGUCCAUAUCAUACUGUGUUAUAUUUUUAUUCAAACUUUGAUCUACAAUGACAAUGCCUUAGUAUUCAUAUAAAUUUCAUUCUUAGUAAUGACAAUGCCUUAGUCUCUCUCUCUCUCUCUCUCUCUCUCUCUCUCUCUCUCUCUCUCUCUCUCUCUCUCUCUCUCUCUCUCUCUC